GACUCCGUGCGCCAGCGAGUUGGGCGGCUAGUUUCAAGUGCUGGAGACGCUCCGGCCGACCUCAAGCCGCACGAUGCCCUCCAGGAGCUUCUGCGCGUGAAAGACUUGUACACCGUGGAGCCGAGCCACCUCGGGAGCUUCGACGUCGAACGUGUAAAGGUGCUCUCGGCCGGCGUGUCUGUCAUGGACAUGGAAGACCUGCUGCCUCCUGAUCAGCGGGCUAUGUUGGCGGACCCAGAGGGCCAGAUUUUGAGGAACUCGUCUGAGCUUGAGUAUGACUCCGGAGCCUUCGCGCCGUACUGGGGCCCGAAGCUGCGUUUCGACACCUCCGAGCGUCGGCGGCUUAUCCUUCGGCUCGCGGAGCUAGGGCUCGUCGGGUUCCGCACCUCAAUUCGAGCACGCAUUGGUAUCUUCGUGGUCAAGAAGAAAGAUGGUUUCCAACGACUGAUCGUGGAUGCGCGAGAGCCUAACAGAUUGUGUCGGCGUCCUCCCCACUCUUGGCUUGACACUGUGACCGCGCUGACUGGCGUUGACCUUUCAGACUCAGCGAUCAGGGCCACAAGUCAGGACGACGGCGACCUCAGCUGGGUGCAGCCGUCUGCGGGAUGCGUCGACCUGUACAGCGGGUUCUACCAGUUUCGGAACCGCCGCAUGGGCUCGCUGUUCGGCAUUGACUUCGGUGCCAGCUUGGCUGUUCGGCUUCCCUACGUCGACAACGCCAACGUCAUCGGGAUCACCGCCGAGUCGACGCAGCGGGCCCUGGAGCACGUGAAGCGGGACUUCGACGCGAAGCACCUCGACUUCCAUGAGGAAAACGCAGCCUCGCCGGAGCUCCAACUACUGGGGGUCGUGUUCGAUGGCGUCCGACGACAGAUCCGGCCUCUACCGCGACGCACCUGGCGGCUCCACCUGGCCUUGCAGGAGGUGAUCAGGAGGGGCUUCGCUAGCGGCCGCGUGGUCCAGAUCCUCGUAGGUCACCUCGUUCACCACUUCCAGCUGGCCAGGGCCGCCCUAGCGAGUCUCGACAAGGUCUGGGCCUUCAUCGGGGAGCACUACGACGACGAGGCCGAGCUCUGGGAUUCGGUUCGCUGGGAACUCGAGGUCGCCGGCUGGCUGGUCUUCAUGGCUGGCGUCGACCUGGGCUAUGCGCUGCACGUCGCGGAGAUCUCCGACGCCGAGUACCGCGAGGUGGCCGCCUACCGUGAGCGCUGGCGUUUCGACCUUGUUGAGCGGGAGUCUGCUGGUUGGGGGCCUGCGUUGCCCUGGGCCGCCGCUUGGCGUGCUCAGCACGGGGCCGGCGCAAGCCCGCAGCUGGGGCACCUGGAGUCGGGAGGCGGCGCCUCUCAGGGACGGCGCCGACCCUGGCGGCAGCUUGACGAGAUCGAGCGUCCCGCUUCGGUGGUCGGCAUCCCGGCGCUGCCUGACGCGCUGGUGGACCCGGCGCGGUGGCGGCGCGUGGUGCGCGGAGGCUGGAAGUACGACACUGCGAUCCACGAGAAGGAGGGUCGCGUGAUGCUGAUGGGCCUUGUCCGGGCCAGUCGAGAGGUUCGAUUCCACGGAUGUCGGCUGUUGAGUAUCGGCGACAACCUGGCCUGCAUCUGCAGCUUCGAGAAGGGCAGGGCGAAGUCGUACUGCCUCCAUCGUCUCUGUCAGAGGGCCGGGGCCUUGACAAUCGCGUGUGGCCUGAUUUGGACUCAGCGCUACCUGGAGACCAAGAG
Molecule: messenger RNA, 1718 nt
Organism: Prorocentrum cordatum
Lineage: Eukaryota; Dinophyceae; Prorocentrales; Prorocentraceae
Source: the annotation of a GenBank genome assembly